AUGGCGCCACCAGGAGAUUCCAAAACGUUUUUCAAAGCAGAGGGCGGAAGAGGACAAACUAAUCCCAAAGAUCUUGAAGAAUUAGUACGGAAAGCGAACAAAACCAGUGGAGACAGAACUGGCGUGAAUGGGAUUCUACUUGGUCCACCCGGCGCUGGGAAAGGAACUCAGGUUAAUUACCUUAAUACGUCCAUGCUGGGCUUGUUAAAGUCCCUUUCUUGCUGAUCCUGGUCUAUGUUAAGAAAGUCUGUCUAUGAGUCAGGUUUGAGUGACCACAGAUAUGGGAUAUGGGCCCUUCCAUUAUUAUUAACUAUCCGCCCCCUGUGGUCAAAUUAUGAGUUCCAUCCCUUAAUAAAAGAUCGGAGUGCCAACCUGUUCCUUUUUUACGAAAAAGAAAAACAAACGAAAUUUCAUCAAAAGAUCUUGGGUACUGAUGUAGCUACCCCUCCAGAAAUGACUUUUGAAGAACCCCUCUCCCUAGGAUUUCAUUGUCCUUCAGUGUGGCUGCAAUUAGGUGAAGGUGGAAGCACUGUCCAGUAGAGAAGUAUUUUUCACAAAGGCAUCUGGGAGGUAAGGGACAUCCAUAGCCUGAAUUUCAGCCUUCCCCUGAAUCAACAAGCUGUAAUGCUGUCCACUGAUGUCACUACUUGAAAACCAGGUAGUGAUUAUGAUAAUUUUGCAGACUGAUCAAACAUUCUCAUAAUUAUGUAUAAUUUAGAUUUUAGCGAGACUGUCAUUUGAUAUUCUGGGUAUCGCAUGCUUGCGUGGAGUAAAAAAUAUUGACAGUCUUAUCGUAAACAGCAAAGUAAUCCUUGUAAUUAAAACGAAUGACUUGUUUACUCAAUGCGGAAACUCAGUAGGUUUCAUUAAGAGCCAUUUGGUGGUUUCAGCAGCGAUUUUAUUUAUGCAAAGCAUCAGUGACCAAUGUUUUUGCAAUUUUACAUCAAGCUUGUGCAGCAAAUUUUAGAACUUUCUACCAUUUCCACUGUUAAAUGUAAUGAUUCUGUUACUUUUUCUUUCUUGUUCGCUUGCUUCUGUUCUUCUUUGUUGAGGACCAAACUAACCCUAACUUCAAGAAAGUUAAAGGAAGCAUCCCAUGUGUAUUUCAAUCUUGCGUGGCAAAGAUGGAGUUUGAUUAUUGCAAAAGAUUAGUGUAUAAUACUGCAUGUUAACAGUUUGAACAUUUAACGUAAAACAAUUCUGUGCCAUGUAGACCUUUCUGGACAAUAUUUCUUUACUGUGAAAGGUUUGAACCCUGGAGUCAUUUCAAAAGUAGGUUGAGUUUGAUCGCCUGGGUGAACGUAGUCCUGAAUAGGACUGUUGUUGUUGACGGUCACUGUCAACAGCAACAGUCCUAUUCAGGACUACGUUCACCCGGACGAUCAAACUCAACCUACUUUUGAAAUAUUUCUUUAUUUGCCAUUUGAAAAUUGUGUUUUACUUCUGACAUGAAUUAAAGCAAAGGAGCAGUGAUAUCACUGGAUAGUAUUAGCAGCUUGUUGAUCCAGACGUCCCUUUCAGGAGCAAGGGAUUUGAGUGGAUGGCUGAAAUUCAAGCUAGGACACCCACUGUUGAAUCACAGAUUAAAUUAGUGGAUUGAUAUGUGGAACCCUGGACCUGAUAAGCCUUUCGGAAAAUUUUUGGCUCAUAGAAUUAUUCCUACAUUUACAAAUUAACAAGGUAUAAAACAUUAUUCAUUCAUACUCGGAAGCUUUCGGACACUGAAUUUAAGGUUCUCAAAAAUCUGUGCAUCUGCAUGGGUUUGUUCUUGGUAAACCAAAGGUGUUGUGUUAACAGAGUGUAAUAAUUAUUAAUAUUAUUAUGAUUAUUAGGCACCAAAACUAGCGGAGAAAUACUGUGUUUGUCAUUUAGCUACUGGUAAGUACAGAACUACAUAUUAUACUGUCUUAGAUAUGAUUUCUGCAUCUUCCUUCUCACUAAUGACUAGUGCUAUCAGUUAACCCUCUAACCGGCAAUCGUACAUAUAACCAUAUGCACAAAAGGGUAAACUCUCUCAAGUUCUGUGAUUUGGCUCCUAGACUGUUUCAGUGCUUUUUACAGAAAAUAGUUUUUGUGACUUUAUUUUUGAGAGGACUUUAGCGGCAGCUUGCAUCAAAUCUUCUGAUUUUUUUAGCUGUAAAAUCCUAGUUUUUGUCAUCUGUGGAGCUUUAAGGAAUUGUACUCAUGGGUGUGAUUCACUUCAACUAACCUGCAACAUAGAUCAAAACUUGCAAUUCUGAACAUAAAUCUUCAAACAAAGGAAAACAAGUUCUAAUGAUUUGUAGUGGCGAUUGACUCAACGGUAUGAAGUAACUUUAGAAGUCGAGUGCCCUCUGAAGGGUUAAUAGUCUAGUUGCAUUUAUUUAGUCUCCUUCUAUCCAGCCACUGCAAUAAUAACAUGGCCAUCAUUUCUCUGUGAGAAUUUCUAUUUGGCCUUAUUUUUUUUUCCAGUUUCUUACUGAAUUAAGUUUUAAAUGUUGUCAGGUGGUUAGAUUGUAAAAUACCCUUCAUGCUAAACUUGAGGAAUUCAAUAUCCAUCUUUGAGGCUUGCCCACAAGACAAUUUUUUUAGUUACAAAGUCAGCAGAAGGCAACUUGUCAUAUUGCCCACAAUAAUUCCAAUUCAAAUAUUGCAUACUGUGUUUCCUCAAAAUAAUAAUACAUGUUGGCUGGGGGAUAAUAAUAUUUAAUAUUUUUUUCACCCAAAAAGGUGGCAAUUAUUUCAAAAUAUUGCUCACUGGAAGACGUGCCCCAAGACAGGGCUAUCAUUAAUUAAGAGCCAGAGGCUGGGGAUUUCCCCAGCUGCACAGAAAUGAUUUCGACUUUCACUUUCACGGAGGCAACGCGCAAGAAAACAAGAUUCAUUUGGCCUCUGAUUGGCUCAUGCUAGAAGUAAGCCAUUCAAAAUGGCGAAAAAUUUAGGAUCAAAACCAACCAAUCGAAAUAUAGGACCUGAUGAGGUCUACAUGCCCAGUUCUUUGUAAGAGGAGCGGUUUCUGAUUGGCUGAAAGUUCUUAGGUGGCCUUGGUUGAAGUCGUCACACUGUAAUUUGAUUGACAGGAGAAUUUGCAUUUACUAGCGAUACAUUUCAAUAGGCAGGAUUGGCAUCCCUGCUAUAAACUAUUUUUUUUUCAUUACCCUAUUGAAUCAAAAAAUGAUUAAAUAAAAAAAAAAGUGAGCAUGAGCCUUUUAUUAUUACUUUUCAAGUUCAAUAUCCUCGGUGUUAGAGCUUGAAUCAUCACUGAUCAGUUUUACUGGAUCAGACUCCAGUUCCACUUAACAAAGAGGGCGGGGGGAUAAAAGAAAGAGAAGAAGGCAAGAGGUUUUGGGCGGGGGUGAUUAUUUUAGAUAUUUUGUCAAGGGCGGGGAUUAUUUAAGGAAGGUGAUUACUCGAGGGAUGGCUAUUAUUCGAGGAAAUAUGGUAUUAUUGGCAUAAAAAUGUGCUUUUGACAUCAUGGUUCAGUCCACGCAAAUAAACACUUCCUGAAAUCACUGUUGAGUAUCAGUGGAUUUGACAAUGGAUGGGGAUGAUCUGUAUCUUAGUACAAAAGCAGUUCAAAUCAGUUACAAUCCUUGUUUAUUGCUGAUGCAUGGAAAAAAAUUGAUGGCUUUGAUCAUUGGUAUGUUCCUUUGUCACAAGUAAAGUUGUAGUCUGACUCAAUGGAUCAAUCACUGACUCUUUGUUUAUGUAUGUAUGUUUACAUUUGAUUAUCAGGGGACAUGUUGAGAGCUGUUGUUGCUUCUGGCUCUGCUUUGGGUAAAAAAGUUAAACAAGUUAUGGAUUCAGGCCAGGUAAAUUAAAUCAGAGUGCAAGUUAAAAUUGAACAUGGAAUAUGAAGAAAUACUUGGUGUACACAUAUAAAGGGGGCAGUUGUUUGAUAUUUUUUUCUUGCUGCUGCAAUUAUUAUCAGAGCAACUCAAUGUUUUCUACACUGUUUUUCCAUAAAAGUUAUGACAUGAAUUUUUUUCUUUCUUCCUUUCUUGUGUAAUAUCCAUACUGUUUAGGCAAAAAUAGGAUAAUUAAAUUUAGCAAACAGCACAGUGCUUAACUUUGUCAGUCUUUUUGUGUUAACAAUUCAGCUGGUGAGUGAUGCACUUGUGGUUGAGCUUAUUGAUGACAACCUUAACAAACCUGAAUGUGCCAAUGGGUUUCUCCUGGAUGGCUUUCCAAGGACUGUGGUUCAAGCAGAAAAGGUACAAAAAAAUAUGAGGGAGCAGUAGCAAAGACUAGUGCCAUUAGAGUCAGGGAUGGAUACAGAAAAUUCACAACAAAGCACUGGGAAACUUGCCAGCUAUUUAACUGCUAUAAUUUAUUGGUUAAAGAACUCUGAGAUCAUCUUUUUAUGGCUCUAGACAAACGCAUUUAUUGUGAAUUCUUUAAACUUUUAACACAAAAUAUAAGACAAAAGGUUGGGGGAGGGAUCAGCCUUCUCAACUCCCCCUAAAGCCACCCAUGCUGGGUGGCAACUAUCAGGCUCUCUAGUGUGGGGUCAGUUUGUGUAAGUGGUGAAGCUGAAAGACAGAAAGCUGCUUCCAGUUGACUUUUUACAUGAAGCUGCUUUAAAAGCAUUGUGAGAUUUGUUCUAACACAGGCUGCUCAAUCACGUUCAAAACAGCAGCCAUUAUUUCAGGCUAUAUUAUGACACACCAUCUGUCUGCAUAUCACUGACUGCCUUUUUCUCUUUUUCUUUGAUGAGGAACUUCUUAGAUGUCUGUAUGGCCAGUAAACUGUGGCUAGUUUUCUCCUAUUGUUGUUAAAAGGUUCAUGUUUGUUGUUUAUGUUUAACAAUCAAAUUUUCCAUUAUGUCUUCCCAUAUUGACAGCUUGAUGAGCUUCUGGACAAAAGGAAAUCAAACUUGGAUGCAGUUGUAGAGUUUGGAAUUGAUGAUUCCCUUCUAGUACGCCGAAUUACUGGCAGGUAAGUCACAUGCUACAGUGUUAUUAUAGUCAACUUUAUCAUAAUGGAGACUUCUGUAUGACAGACACCUCCCUUAUAAUAGACACACAGAGUUGGUCCUUGUUGCUCCUAAGAGAUGCCCUUUUUUGUGUGUCAGUAUAUUUUUCACAUGCGAAGUUUCAGCUUGUGAGCUGCAACCUUUCUCUUGCCACGUUUUGGCAAAUAACAAAAUCUCACGAACUUCCAAAACUGUGUUCGGCCACCUUAAACAUGUUUAAAAACUGUUUAGUUGAACAUGGUUUGAAUUUUCUUUCCUCCAUCAGAGCUUCUAACUAACUUUUAAAAAUUGAUUGCAAGUUUAGUGCAAAUUACAAAACAUGCAGAAUUUUAUUUGAAUCCUGUGUGAAACCCUGUGUUCUAGUUCCAUGUUUGUUUGUCAUUUUUUAAGACCUGGGUUAAACAUGUCAUGUUUAGUUGGUGUGAAUGGGGCAUUAUUAUUAGUAAUUAUUACAGUGAUGAACACUUUAAAACAUAUAGCAAUGAUAUUAUUUUCAUAAUAUUAUUAUUUUGGGGGGGGAGGGAGGGAGGGGGGCAGGUUGGUGUGAACAGAGGUAGUGAUCAAUGUAUUUUUUGCAUAGCUAGUCUAUGCAUGUGAGUUUACAUGUUUAUCAAGUUUUCGCUGUUCAUCUUUAAGGCUGCUUCACAAACCAAGUGGAAGAACUUAUCACACAGAAUUCAAUCCGCCUAAAAAGCCUAUGACUGAUGAUGUAAGUGAUUGGGUUAUUUCUAUGUUGACCUUAGCUUAGUAUCUUCUGUGAAACUAUCUUACUCUGACAAGGGGGAAAUUAUUUCAAUACCUUGGGGAAUAGUAAUGUUUUUAAACUACACCUAUACUGUUUUUAAUGUAAAAAUGAUUUUUUUAGUCAUUUACACAUCACAUUUACAUUGCUGUCAAAUCUUUAAUUUCAAAGUGAAUACUGUAAAUAUCUUCCAGUGGUAGCCUUAUUUGAGACUUCCUCUUCAAGUAUAUAUAAUGAACAGCACCCAAAGUAACCGGUUUUACUACAAGGAGCCCAAAAGAGUGACCUCCUUUAAUUAACUCACGUCCUUUCAUGCAGGCAUUAACCAGUCAUAAGUCGAGGACAGUUUUCAGCUGGCUUCUGAUUGGAUUACACCUGUACGAAAGAAUGUGAAUAAAUCAAAAGUGGUCACACUUUUGGGCUCCUUGCUGUAAUUGGCUCUAAGGUGUUCAGCAGAUGGCGGGGAGCGAGUUAAAUUGUACGCGGGAAAAACGAGGGGAGACUGGGGCAUUAUUUACCCUCUUCAAUUUUUCGCCUGCACUUUACUAUCUUAACACCGAGAACAGGCUUAAUCUGAAGUAACAGAUUUCUCAGUCAGGGCCAGUAAACUAAUAGAUAACCUAACUGGUAGCUGUAAGUGGUUUUUCUGGUAAAUUGUGUGUGUCUUGUGAGUGUUGUAGGGGAGGGGGACUGGGAGUGGGGAUAGAGAGGGUUAGAGCACUAAUCUUAUUUUUCUAUUUUCAUUAUUGAUUCCAGGUCACUGGUGAACCUCUAAUUCGUCGGUCAGAUGAUAACGAGGCAACGUUGAAGAAACGUUUAGAAGCUUAUCACAAGCAGACUGCACCGCUGGUUGACUAUUACAAAAAGCGCGGGCUCCAUUCACGCAUUGAUGCUGCUGAAUCCCCGGAUGUUGUUUUCAAGGAUGUUUUAAGGGAGUUUGAGAAAGCCAAGGAACGCGCGAGGAAGUUCUUUCAAUAAAUAAUUUUCUUGAAUUAAUUAGUAUCAAUUGAGUAGAACCGAGUAACAAGUUCCUCGUUCCUUCCCUAGAAUUAACAUUCACCAAUUGUUACAAUAUGCUUAUUCCAAUAAUAAAAAAAAUUGUCUCCGUAUUACCGACUGUCUCUGUGUUGCAUAUAGUUUGGAUUUUUAGGUUUGGACUUAAGGUUAUAUGAUAUGGCUAAUCCUCUUGUCUUCAUUCAGUGCGGCUUGCUGCGGUGAAAACGAAGUAUGUUUUGCUUUAAACGGCCGAGAAAUAUUGAACUAAACAUUCCCGACAUUUCGGUGUUCCCUGGCUUUCCACAAUGUCAAUUUCCCAGUUUCCGUUUUUUUGUGGACGGAAAGACGUCGAAUACAGUGGAAACUGACAGAACUGCUAAGUGGCCUGAAAGGUUUUUAAAAAGUUUUUUACAAAAGUUGACGUUGGGUCAACAGUGGAGCUACGCUGUUUUCGGGAAGUCAUAUUCGUUUACAGAUAACCCGGGGUUCCGGUUUUUAUACCGUAAUCGACGUUAUAUAUUCAAAUAUGAGUGACUACUGAAUAAACCUAAAAUUUUACGGUGGGCGCUAGCUACGUCUGCCGGAAAUUACUUGGGAACUCUGGCUAGAAUAUAUAUAAAUACCUGUAAACACUAUAUGGUUUAACUUCUUUAACUAGGCCAAUAAGAGUAAUGUUUUUUUUGAACGAAUCAACACAUUGUAACUUUUCAGCCCGUGAAGUUCAAUACAUAUUCUACAAGUUCAUGGUAGAGAAGCGUCUCCUUUCUCUGAUUCGCUUUAAUAUUUUGACCAAAGGCAUUUUUUUCCUUAAU
Porites lobata is the source of this 7504-nucleotide messenger RNA. The record is from the annotation of a GenBank genome assembly. NCBI's taxonomy places the organism in Eukaryota, Metazoa, Cnidaria, Anthozoa, Scleractinia, Poritidae.